GAAAAUAAAUGAGACCGGCGAUCCUUUAGGAUCUCGCAGUAAGCUCGUCUUCGGGCAGACGCAUUUUGUUCACAGUAAUGAAGAUGUGCCGACAUCUCCGGCAUCACUUAAUCUGGCCGAUGCGAGUAUUGUGUGGAGAACGCCUUGUCCACACGCAAUUAGUGAUUUAAAACUCACUUUGUAUUUCGCAAUCAGUGAUUACUCUGAUGAAGUCC
Molecule: messenger RNA, 215 nt
Organism: Acaulospora morrowiae
Lineage: Eukaryota; Fungi; Glomeromycota; Glomeromycetes; Diversisporales; Acaulosporaceae
Source: the annotation of a GenBank genome assembly